Armigeres subalbatus is the source of this 625-nucleotide messenger RNA. RefSeq names its product large ribosomal subunit protein mL54 (gene mRpL54). The record is from RefSeq and is a predicted model, not a curated record. NCBI's taxonomy places the organism in Eukaryota, Metazoa, Arthropoda, Insecta, Diptera, Culicidae. The transcript is spliced from 2 exons. Gene Ontology annotation, molecular function: structural constituent of ribosome. Gene Ontology annotation, cellular component: mitochondrial large ribosomal subunit. Bases 144 to 548 code for a protein of 134 amino acids.
ACAGUUCUCAACGCAUGUGAACACAAAUUCAAAACAAACUCAAGGAAAAGAUUUUUGUUCGAAGCUGUUUCUCAUAAAAACUAAAAAAUUAACAUAAAACUUCUACAAAUAGUGCAUUUAUACAGAAGAUCUAUUGAAUUACUAUGAGUACGUUAGUAAUAAAUAACGUGUCUGCUUUGUUCCGACGAUGCUGCACCGUUCAAUCCGUCACAGUACGACAUUAUGCAACACCGAAGCCCGGCGGGGCUCUCGGUUCCAAGAAGAAAAAACUUGGAAAAUUGGGCCCAGUAGUCGAGAAGAAGGAAAUUCCCGUCGAGACGGAUGCCAAAAAGCUGGUUAGUUAUGUGUGUGGCAGUAAUUUGCUCAAAACCGGCGAAGACAUCAAACUGAAACCGGACUCGGAAUAUCCGGACUGGCUGUGGAGUUUACACGUCGGGAAGCCACUGACCCUGGAGGAAAUGGAUCCCGAGACCAAAGAGUACUGGCGAAAGCUUCGGCGGAUGGCACUGCAGCGAAACAACAAACUGGCCAAGCUGAAAAAGUUCUGAGGUGAGUUUAGGAACUGUUUCUUAUUCGUUAAAAACCAUGAUUUAUUGUAGAAAUAUUACUAUUUGUAUGCGAGGUA